AUGGUCCCAGUGGAAGUGGAAAUGGAGCCGGCAGUGGGACGAGGACAAAUGAACUACAUCAUUGAUAAAGUUGAGUCAUCUUUCCAACAAUCCGAUUUACUGGUCCACUAUAUUUUGCCAACAAUUCAUCGCAAUACCAUUGUCGACUUGACAUUGCCUUGGACGUACGACCAUUUCGCUUUACUCAUUCCCGCCCCAGAUGAAACGGCCAACAUCAACGCCGUCGUCAAACCAUUCCAAUGGCCGAUUUGGUUGGGAGUCGGCGUAUCUAUUGCAUGCGUCAUUGAAAUUCUGAAUUCUAUUCAACAAUAUCUGGAUAGAUCCUCAUUCAGAAAGGAAACAGACACAAUGGAACUCGGAAAUAAAGGAGCCGAAGCAAAGACCAGCAGAGACUAUAAGAUGUACGUUUUCGCGGUAUUGCUGUCUCAAGGGGAGCCAUGCAGAUCAAAACGGUUACCCAUUCGUUUGAUGGCUGGCGCUUGGUGCUUGGCGGCUUUCAUCUUUACCCAAGCCUAUUCCUCGACUCUUUUCACUUACAUAGUGGCACCGGUCAAUUGUCCGCUAAUCAAUUCCAUUUACGACGUUUUCGAAAAAAGCGAUGUUAAAUUACUCGUCAGAGAAGGAACUGUCGAUCGCUUAAUUCAGAAAAAAGACAACCCGGAUGUAUUUACUAAAAUAGUAAAAAAACUUGAAUCUUACCCGAAUUCUCGGUGCGCCUAUUUAUCCGAGUGUCUUCAGCAGGUCAAACCAGGAUCACGAACCACUUUCCUGGAAUCCAACGAUUACCUCAAAGACGCAAUGAGAGCAGAAUUUAAAAAGACUGGCAAUUGCAACUUGCAGUUGGCAAAUGAAGGAUUCACCAGCAUUAUUGUUUCAUUGGCUCUACCGAAAAACAGUCCCUACACCACAACUAUUAAUCUAGGAUUACUGCAGCUUCAGCAAACCGGGCUGAUGGACUACUGGGAUUUGUGGUUUCGCCCAUUACCUUCGCCGUGUAACGAAAAACCCACCAAUGGAAAAAGUUCCCGGAAAAAAAAUCCCUCGCUAUCUUUCAAAAAUUUGACCGGUGCAUUCCUCGUCAUUGCAGUUGGACUGUGUCUUUCCAUUUUAGUUUUUCUUUUGGAACUAAUCGUUUCAAUGGCUAAGUCUAAGCUCCAUCUUAGACCGAAAGUAACAAGCAACCGCAUUGAAAAAUCUAAGAAAAAGUUACCGUCAACUAUUAAAGAUGAAUCGGCAAAUGACAUCAGCAUCGAAGAAUCAUCCAGCAAUAUUAUAGAAGUAGAAUAA
This is a messenger RNA of Daphnia pulex (common water flea), 1287 nucleotides long. RefSeq names its product glutamate receptor ionotropic, delta-1-like. Gene Ontology annotation, cellular component: membrane. Gene Ontology annotation, molecular function: ligand-gated monoatomic ion channel activity; signaling receptor activity. The record is from RefSeq and is a predicted model, not a curated record. Lineage: Eukaryota; Metazoa; Arthropoda; Branchiopoda; Diplostraca; Daphniidae. The coding region runs from base 1 to 1287 and encodes 428 amino acids. The transcript is spliced from 7 exons. Gene Ontology annotation, biological process: monoatomic ion transport.